CAAAAGUUGAAGCGUGAAAAAAUAUAAUCAAAAUUUUAUUUGCAAAAAUGAAAUUCACACUAAGUAUCCUGGCACUAUGUGGAUUAAUUGCCAUGGCAUUUUCAGCACCGCUUGAUGAUUCUGCAAACGCACAGAUUUUGUGUUAUGAUUUCGAUAACAUCGGAGUGGAUGGCUAUGACUUUAGUUUUGAAACCAGUGACGGCGUCCGACGUAAGGAAAGUGCAGAACUAAAGGACAUAGGCGAUGGGAAAAAAGCGCUUACAGUAGAUGGCUUUGCAGUUUGGACAGCACCAGACAACGAAAUUUACAGAUUGGACUAUGUAGCCAAUGAGAAAGGUUUCCAGCCCAGAGGAGAUCAUUUACCACGCUGAUGGCGGUUUUUAAGUCGAAUAAUACCGUAACACGCUACCUGUACUUUUAAUUGUUGUUAUAUAAUAUUUUUUU
Messenger RNA from Anastrepha ludens (Mexican fruit fly), 444 nucleotides. RefSeq names its product flexible cuticle protein 12-like. Bases 48 to 371 code for a protein of 107 amino acids. Gene Ontology annotation, molecular function: structural constituent of chitin-based larval cuticle. The record is from RefSeq and is a predicted model, not a curated record. Lineage: Eukaryota; Metazoa; Arthropoda; Insecta; Diptera; Tephritidae. Gene Ontology annotation, cellular component: chitin-based extracellular matrix. The transcript is spliced from 2 exons.